Rhizophagus irregularis DAOM 181602=DAOM 197198 is the source of this 398-nucleotide messenger RNA. NCBI's taxonomy places the organism in Eukaryota, Fungi, Glomeromycota, Glomeromycetes, Glomerales, Glomeraceae. The record is from RefSeq and is a predicted model, not a curated record.
UGCUCUUAAGAAUGCCUUACAUGCUAAAUCAAAAAGCUAAAUGAAAAAAGCACAAGAAACUUACAUGUAUUCUUUGUUUUCGGUUACCGACGAUUUCAUCAUCACAAAUCUCUAUCAUAUACUAUCUAUCUACUUUUAUUUCGACAUCUUACCGCUCAAAUCUCAUAACAAUCCCGUUUAUAUGUCAUCUUGGUUUCUAUACGCUCUAUCUGAUUAAAUAUAAACAUUAAUUUCGAACUCAUAAUUCAUAUCCAUAAUUGCCGAUUUGUAUGAACAGUACUAUAUAUAUUAUUUUUUUCGCCUCUAUACUUAUUACGUAUACUAGAAAAAUUUGAGUUGACGUAUUGGAUAAUUUAUUUAUAAUGUUUCUUAACGGGCGACAUACAUUUUUUUCUGUU